Molecule: messenger RNA, 444 nt
Organism: Adineta steineri
Lineage: Eukaryota; Metazoa; Rotifera; Eurotatoria; Adinetida; Adinetidae
Source: the annotation of a GenBank genome assembly
AUGGCUUCCGCAGUAGAUAAUCGUCCUGGAGGAACAACAGAACGAAAUUCAAAUGCUCGUCCAACAUUAACUCUUGGUAAUCGAAAUACAACUACUGGAGCAAGUUUUCAAUCGAAUGGGCCGAUGCUUGCACCAUUACGAUCUACUAAAAAUAUUCCAACAUAUAUUGUAUGGUCGGUAAUUAAUUUAUUAUUUAUACCAUUUGGUAUACUUUGCUGUUAUUUUUCACAUAAAGUGAAACAGUUAAAAGCUCAAAAUGUUUAUGAAGCAGCAACUAAAUGGUCAAAACGUACACUUGUACUUAAUUUAAUGACGACAUUAAUAAUGAUUGGUGUUAUUAUUACAAUUGUUAUGUUAAAUUAUGAUCACAAUCAACGCAGUAAGAAUUCAGGCUCUAAUGAAACAACAACAGCUGCUUAUAUUCCAUGGCAACCAGGACGUUAA